Messenger RNA from Sciurus carolinensis (gray squirrel), 4949 nucleotides. It is a transcript of the gene Nol8, whose product is annotated as nucleolar protein 8. NCBI's taxonomy places the organism in Eukaryota, Metazoa, Chordata, Mammalia, Rodentia, Sciuridae. Gene Ontology annotation, molecular function: RNA binding. The record is from RefSeq and is a predicted model, not a curated record.
ACCUAGUGAAAGGGGGCGCUUUUUCAUUUUUCUUGGGCUCCCUCACUUCGGCCCACUCAGUCCGGGAGGCACUGAUCAAGUCUGCACGUUAGACAUCAGGGGAUUUUGCCUAGGGCUCUUUUGCGGACGUGAAGGGGAGGGUGGUGGAUACACCACAGCCGUCUACUCGACGAGAAACGAAGUAAAGAGCCCUCCGCAACUGAGUUCCGGAAGCGGAACCUUAGGAGACGAAGUUGGAAAUCGAGUAGGAAGGAAGAGAAAAUGCACUUGCUGGGCCAUGUGACCAGAAGUGGGCAGACGCGGCGCUGGCUCUAGGAGACGGCGUGAACAUACCAAGUGUACGCCCAACCUUCAUGAAAGCCAACAGAGAAAAGAAGCGCCUUUUUGUGGGUGGCCUUGGCCAGGCCAUUUCUAAGACAGAUCUCCAAAAUCAGUUCAGCAGAUUUGGAGAAGUUUCUGAUGUGGAGAUCAUCACACGGAAAGAUGACCAAGGAAACCCACAGAAAAUCUUUGCAUAUGUUAACAUCAAAGUAGCAGAAGCAGAUCUGAAAAAAUGUAUGUCUGUUUUAAAUAAAACAAAAUGGAAAGGUGGAACACUUCAAAUUCAGCGCAAAGAAAGCUUUUUGCACAGAUUGGCCCAAGAGAGAGAAGAAGAAAAAGCAAAAAAAGAAAAAUCCACAACAGACAAUACCAAUGUGUUGGAAAAGAUGGGAGGGAUAGAUUUCCAAAUGAAAGCUGUGCCAGGAACAGAAGUACCAGGGCACAAAAAUUGGGUUGUAAGUAAAUUUGGAAGAGUCUUACCUGUUCUUCACCUGAAGAAUCAACAUAAACGUAAAAUCAUGAAAUAUGAUCCAUCAAAAUACUGCCACAAUCUAAAGAAGAUAGGGGAAGAUUUUACAGAUACCAUUCCUAUAACUAGCCUUACUUGGGAAUUGGAAGGAGGCAAUGACCCUAUGAGUAAGAAACGGCGAGGAGAGUUCUCUGACUUUCGUAGCCCUCCCAAGAAGAUGAAAGAAGUGCAGAAGGGGAAGGGUUCCACUGUGAGUCCAAGGACCAGUCGGGUGAUGGAGAACAGCACAUCAACCCAGCGUGGAGCUGUACAGAAAAUGCCUUGUGCUUCUCUCAUUCCUGACUCAUCCCCUGUACCUGAUUCUGGUUCUCAGAAACUUCAAAGUGUACCUUUUCAGAUUUCUGAUUUGGAAACUGCCAGGAAGAGAAAUAGCAUGUCUGAUGAUGAUAUUGAUUCUGAGGAUGAGUUAAGAAUGCUGAUUGCAGAAGAGGAAAACUUACAGAGAACUGCAUGGUCCUCAACAAAUGAAUCUGAAAAUGAUCUUUUUGAAGUUGUAAGAGAUGAUUUCAAAUCAGAUGUUCACAAACUUCAUUCUUUAUCAGGGCUAGCUAUUAAUAACGGCUCUUGCCGUGUUAGUGACGGUAUUAUGGGAAGUGACCAUGAGUAUGAUUCAGGUGAUACAGAUGAAAUCAUUGCAAUGAAACAAAACAUUAGUAAGGCCAAAAAUAGUGCAGAGAUUUCACAAACAGAAAAACCUAUGCACAAUAAAACUUUGAAAACGAAAGAGGUUUCCAAUCAUUGUAAUAAAGUACAAAAAAGAAAAAUCAAUAAAGAGUCAGCCCUCAGUAAUGGAGUGAAGCCUCUAAAUCAUAAAUCAUCUGAUGCCAGCAGCAGCGAUGAUGAAGACAGUGAAGGAGAUGAGGAAUAUAAAGCCAUCAUGAAAAACUGUACCCGUGUAAAUCUCACUUUGGCUGAUUUGGAACAGUUGGCUGGCAGUGAUCUGGUGGUACCAGAAGAUUCUGAGAGCAGUGGGCCAGAAACCACCUGUUGCAAGCUUGACAGAGCCUCCAAGAGCCCCAAGACUCCUCGUGCCCUUGGCCAAGGCCAACGGUGCAUUCAUCCUGAGGAGAUUCUAGCUUCCCUUUUACAGGAAGAAAAUACCUGUGGCAAACAGAAACCAAAAGAAAACAGCUUAAAACCCAAAUUCCAGGCAUUCAGGGGUGUAGGCAGGCUCUAUGCAAAGGAAUCAGUGAAAAAAACUCUGAAAGAGAGUGUUGACUCUAACAAUAUAAAUGAAAAUCAGAGUUCCUUGAAACUGGAGGAUCCUAGUAGCAUUUCUGUUGAAAAUGAGUCCCUAUGUGUUAAUGGUUCAUCAAGCAAACUUUCACAGCAACAUCCAAAGACAAUAAACAGCCCAAAUCACACUCUGCCUCAAAAAAGACAGUUCACUUUCGAGACCCAGGAUCACAAGGUAAUUAGCAGUUCAAAAAGGGGAGGCAGAAAUUCUGUUUCCAGUUUUAAUACAAAGACUUACAAAAUAGGCAUUGACAAAGACAAUUGCCAUAGUACCAAAAAGACAGUGGCAGCUUCUGAGGAAGAGGGGUCUGAUUCAAGCAGCCUCACAUCUCUUGAGAAAUUACCAGAGGUCUCUCCUAGAAAAGAUGCUCGGGAAGGCAUGGCUGAUUUCUCACAUUCUAUUAGUAGUUCGGCAAAUGUGAAUGCUAAGGAUAAGUAUGCUGAAGACAAUCAGAAACGUCUGGCAGCCUUGGAAGCAAGGCAGAAAGCAAAGGAAGUGAAGAAGAAACUGGUCCACGAUGCCCUGGCAAAUUUGGAUGCUCAUCCAGAGGACAAGCCAACACACAUCAUCUUCGGUUCUGACAAUGAAGACGAAACAGAGGAGACAAGUACUCAGGAGCAAAGACAUCCAGGAAAGGAGCUAUUGAAAGAGUCUGUGGGUAAAUCCUCUGCGCAGCUGUUUGGCAGCAGUGAUGAUGAGGAACUUGAUUCAGAGGAUGACAUUGACAGAUUCAAAAUUAAACCUCAAUUUGAGGGCAGAGCUGGACAGAAGCUCCUGGAUUUACAGUCACACUUUGGCAGUGAUGACAGGUUCCGCUUGGACUCUCGAUUUCUGGAGAGUGACAGUGAAGAGGAACAGGAAGAGGUAAAUGAAAAGAAAACUGCUGAGGAAGAAGAGCUUGCUGCAGAAAAAAAGAAAGCUUUAAAUGUUGUGCAAAGUGUUUUGCACAUCACCUUGAACAAUCCUACAAGCAAAGGAUCAGUAGCUGCUAAGAAAUUUAAGGACAUCAUACGUUAUGAUCCAACAAGGCAUGACCAUGCCACUUAUGAAAGAAAAAAAGAUGAUAAACCAAAAGACAGUAAAGCAAAACGGAAGAAGAAAAAGGAGGAAGCCGAGAAGCUACCUGAGGUGUCUAAAGAAAUGUAUUACAACAUUGCUACGAAUUUGAAAGAAAUAUUCCAGACUACAAAAGAUACCCAUGAAAAAGAAGAAGGGACAGCCCGGAACGAGGACUGUGGUGGAGAUGAAAUGGAGGAAAUUCGUAGUGCUGCAACUCUAACAAGUGGCACUGAGCAGCCCAGCGGGUUCAUGUUCUCCUUUUUUGAUUCAGACACUAAAGAUGUAAAGGAAGAGACCUAUAAAGUUGAAGAGGUGAAACCUGGGAAGACUGUCUGGAAGGGAAACCCUCAUUUCCAAGAUAGCAGUUCAGAAGAAGAAGAUGUUACUGAAGAAACAGAUUAUAGAAAGUCCAGCCCAGGAGAAGCAUCAGUACCUGAAAAAGAGACCACUAGAUUUUUCUUUUUCUCUAAAAAUGAUGAAAGACUUCAUGGAUCUGACAUGUUCUGGAGCGGUGUGGGAAGUAACAUCAGCAGAAAUUCUUGGGAGGCCCGAACAAAUAGCUUGCGUAUGGAUUGUCGAAAGAAACAUAAAGAAGCCAAAAGGAAAGUGAAAUCAAAAUAAUAAAUGUUGGCAUUGGUUUUGUUACUGAAUAUGAACAAGGGUCACUGAAAGAAAUUGGCCCAGAAAAUAGUUUAGCCAACAAAGAAGAAAUUUGCAGAAGAAAUGGAAGACCAUUCAAAAUUCUGGCUAAUGGAUUAUUAUUCUGGUUGCCAACUUUUUCUGUGGAAUUCCUCUGUAUUUCUUCUUAGGUAAUUAUUUCAGAAAAUUAAACUGAGCUGGACACGGUGGUGCACAACUGGAGUCCCAGCCCUGGGGAGGCCAAGGUGGGAGGAUCAUUUGAGCCUGGCAAUUUGAGACCAGCCUUGGCAACAUACUGAGAUCCUGUCUCAAAAAAGAGGAAAAAAAUUGAAGUGAAUUUUCAAGAAAUGAAGCACAAAAUAGUCCACUAAAGUACUUCUUGUAUAUAAUCUCUUUGCCCUCCAUCCUCAAUAACUAGUGUGCAUCUUCUCAUGCAGAGUUUGCAUGAAAUCUUUUUAAAUAAAUGAUUUGUUGUACUUGUGUUUUCCAUGUUAAGCCAUGUGAAUUACAGACUAUUUGAGAUAUCUACCUCCAUUUUGUACUUUUCACUUGACAAAUCAACUUUUUGAGUUCUAUAUUGAUUUCCUAAUAAUGAGCUAACUGAAAUGCAGGACAUUUCAGAUCAAUACCAUGUAAGAGUUCUGUGAAGACCAGGAAAGGAAGCCAGAUGCAGAAUUUCUCUAUCUCUGGCCUUGAGAAAUUAGGGAGCGCUAUAUGGAGAUAAAUCUGUCUCAGAAUUCUAGUUAGAUCAAAGGCUUAUGAAAAAUACCAGGUAUCUUGAAAGAUUUUAGGUAACAGCUGGAGUCAGACCCCAGUCUCCAAGUAGGUUUAAUAUCUCACUAAAUUCCCAAAGCUGGCUAGGAUUCAAGAUAGAUAUGCCUUCUGUCAAAAUGGGUCUCUACAGAAUUGUGUUCCAUAGACAGUUCCAAGGGAUUAUCAUUGAACCAUGAGGUGCACAUAUGUAUGUGUGUAUAUAUAAUUGUCUUAGUACUUUUGGAUUUAUAUCAUGCUUAAAUACAAACUAUGAGGGUUGGAAUCUCAUUAGGUUUGUAAACCAUUGUAUUCCCUCUAGUAGAUCUAUGUCUGGCACAUGGUAAAUGCUCAGUAUGUAUGUUUUUUUUUAAUAAAUAUGAUACAUACUAAGUAACUUGAAGAAUCAUUUUG